AUGUUCGGAGGAGUGGCUUUUGCAGAAGAAGCCAAGACCUAUGAUGGGUUUGCUGACUAUGCCAAGGAGAACCAAAUGGCCCAAUCCGAUGUGGGUUGCUUUGUCAACAAGUGUGGCGAUCAAACUAAGGAACUCUUCUCCAAUCCUAGAGGAAUCAAAGGUGUCACAUGCUUGGGUAGAUGCAAGGGUGAACAGAGCUGUGCCACUCGAUGCUUUGCCGAAUUCGGCUCUGACACAUUGAACAAUUGGCUAUCCUGCACCAUUGAAGAUAAUGACUGCGUUAAGGUGCCCAAGGAUGUUGACAACUCUGCUGAAAAUGUGGGAUACUCUACUGCUGUUCGAAACUUUGAUCCAAAAACCUUGACUGGAAAGUGGUGGAAGACUGAUGGAUUGAAUCCCAACUACGAUUUGUUUGAUUGCCAGACGAACGUGUUCAAACCAAGCGGCGAUGAAGCUCGUGAAUUAGAUAUGGAUAUCUUUUUCCGUCUUUCAAGACCCAAGGAAGCUGGAGGUGGAUUCUGGGAAAAUGCUUUGACUGAACACAUGGUAGUGGACAGUUUAAAGGCAGAAAGAACCAUGCACACCGAGGGCAAAAUGUAUGGACUCACAUUUGAUGAAAACUGGUUCAUUAUUGGUGAAUCAGAUGGAAAGGGUGACAUCCCCGCAUUCAAACUUGUUGCUUACAAGGGACACACUUUGCAAGGGAACUAUGAAGGGUCUUUUGUGUAUUCAAAAGAACCAGUCCUGCCAGAAGCAGCCAAACCAGCAGUUCGAGCCGCUGCUGCCAAGGCUGGUUUGGACUUUGACCAGUACCAGCGAAUUGACAACACCUGCCCACCUGGAGAGCCACUCAAUGAUGCUGGAGCUGGAACAGGCACUUCUACAACUGACUGGAUAGAUCUGGUUGUAGGUGAAGGUGGUGUGAUCGACUGGAUAUCUCCUGGUUGGAGAGGUGAAUACAAUAAGUAG
Molecule: messenger RNA, 969 nt
Organism: Seminavis robusta
Lineage: Eukaryota; Bacillariophyta; Bacillariophyceae; Naviculales; Naviculaceae
Source: the annotation of a GenBank genome assembly